This is a messenger RNA of Gopherus evgoodei (Goodes thornscrub tortoise), 2280 nucleotides long. RefSeq names its product malic enzyme 1 (gene ME1). The record is from RefSeq and is a predicted model, not a curated record. Gene Ontology annotation, biological process: malate metabolic process; pyruvate metabolic process. Gene Ontology annotation, cellular component: mitochondrion. NCBI's taxonomy places the organism in Eukaryota, Metazoa, Chordata, Testudines, Testudinidae. Bases 309 to 1991 code for a protein of 560 amino acids. The transcript is spliced from 14 exons. Gene Ontology annotation, molecular function: malate dehydrogenase (decarboxylating) (NAD+) activity; malate dehydrogenase (decarboxylating) (NADP+) activity; NAD binding.
GCCUCCAUCACCAGCCAAAUCUCCCCAGAUCCAUGGCCUGCCCCGUCUCCUCCUUCCCCCGCCACUUCCCCGGAAGCUCCCGCUCCCACCUGGCCUCGGCUCCCUCCUGUCGACGCAGCUGCGGGCGCUGACCCGGCCCCCGCCGCUCCCGUCUCUAAGCGGUUCCUCCGCUGACUCAGCGGCGCUCGUGCCCCGGUGACCCCGGCGUGUCAGGGCGCUUCCUCCUCCCCGCCCCCGCGGUACCUUCCCGGCGGACGCUGCCUCGGCCGCCGCUGCAGGAGGGACCGGCCCGGCGCGCGGAGCUCACCAUGAAGCGGGGCUACGAGGUGACCCGCAACCCGCAUCUCAACAAGGGCAUGGCUUUUACUUUGGAAGAGAGACAGCAGUUGAAUAUUCACGGAUUAUUGCCUCCUUGCUUUCUCAGUCAAGAUGUCCAGGUUUUAAGGAUUCUCGUGAAUUUUGAAAGACAAACAUCUGACCUAGACAGAUACAUUCUGUUAAUGGGUCUUCAGGAUCGAAAUGAAAAGCUUUUCUAUAAAGUGCUGACGUCUAACAUUGAAAGGUUCAUGCCUAUUGUUUAUACUCCCACUGUGGGUCUGGCUUGCCAACAAUAUGGUUUGGCAUUUCGGAGGCCAAGAGGUCUUUUUAUCACCAUCCAUGACCGGGGGCACAUUGCUACAAUGCUUAAAUCAUGGCCUGAAGAUGCCAUCAGGGCAAUUGUGGUGACUGAUGGAGAACGUAUUCUUGGCCUUGGAGACCUGGGCUGUUAUGGAAUGGGCAUCCCAGUUGGUAAAUUGGCCCUUUACACCGCAUGUGGAGGAAUGAAACCACAGGAAUGUCUGCCUGUAAUUCUGGAUGUGGGAACUGAUAAUGAGGAGUUGCUAAAAGAUCCCUUAUAUAUUGGACUGAGGCACAAAAGAGUCAGGGGUCAAGCUUAUAAUGACCUUCUUGAUGAAUUCAUGCAAGCUGUGACUUUCAGGUAUGGCAUGAAUUGCCUUAUUCAGUUUGAGGAUUUUGCUAAUGCCAAUGCAUUCCGCCUCCUGAAUAGGUAUCGUAACAAAUACUGCACUUUCAAUGAUGACAUUCAAGGAACAGCGGCUGUGGCUGUUGCAGGUCUUCUAGCAGCUCUGCGCAUCACUGAGAACAAGCUGUCAGAUCAUACUAUACUGUUCCAGGGAGCUGGAGAGGCUGCCCUUGGGAUAGCAAAUCUGGUUAUUAUGGCUAUGCAAAAAGAAGGAACACCUGAACAUGAGGCCAUCAAAAAGAUAUGGAUGGUUGACUCAAAAGGAUUAAUAGUUAAGGAGCGUUCCUCAUUAACAACUGAGAAAGAAAGGUUUGCCCAUAAACAUGAUGAAAUGAAAAAUCUGGAAGAUAUUGUUAGAGCUAUAAAACCAACUGUACUUAUAGGAGUUGCAGCCAUUGGUGGUGCAUUUACAAAACAGAUUCUCAAGGAUAUGGCUUCCUUUAACAAGCAGCCUAUCAUUUUUGCCCUAAGUAACCCAACCAGCAAAGCAGAGUGCUCUGCAGAGCAGUGCUACCAGAUGACUGAGGGGCGUGGCAUUUUUGCAAGUGGAAGCCCCUUUGACCCUGUGACUCUCCCAGGUGGACGCACUUUCUAUCCUGGACAGGGUAACAAUGCAUAUGUGUUUCCUGGAGUUGCUCUUGGUGUUGUUUCAUGUGGACUGAGAUAUAUAAGUGAAGACAUUUUUCUCACUACUGCUGAGGUGAUAGCUCAACAGGUUUCAAAGAAACAUUUAGAAGAAGGUCGUCUAUAUCCUCCAUUAGUCACUAUUCGAGAUGUGUCACUGAAAAUUGCUGUGAAGAUUGCAGAACAAGCCUACAGCAAUAAAACAGCAUCUUUCUAUCCUGAGCCUGAAGACAAGGAAGCAUUCAUCCGCUCACAGGUUUAUAGCACUGAUUAUGACAACUUUGUGGUGGACUCUUAUGUCUGGCCUGAGGAAGCCAUGAAAAUACAGACCGGAAAUCCUUAAUAAAAAAUGAACAAAGGUAGCAGUAGUUGAAAGAAUUCAAAUACUUAUUACUUUUCUACCAAAUCUAAAAAUUAAUAGUUUUUUUUAAAUCUUUAAUAGAAAAUGAACAAGGUAGCAAUAGUUGAGAAUUCAAAUAUUUAGUAGUUCUCGGUCAAAUCUAAAAAUUAUUUUUUUUAAUAUGCUGAAAACUUUUACAGUCAGACUAAUUUUUUCUUUAAAACUUUGUACUUUUAUUUGAUUAACCUGCUAAAAUAACUGUACGAAUAAAAAUCAAUUUGGGCAAUGUACU